AAACCCUAAAAAACCAAAUCAAGCUUCGUGGUGGAGGUAAGAGGAAGAUGAUGAUGGCGCUAGAUAAGCAUAUAGAGAAGGUGCUUUUCAGCGAUGAAGUAAUCGCGGAGCGUGUGGGUCAACUUGGAUCCGAGAUUACUUCUGAUUUCUCUGGUGACUCGGAAUCGCCUGUUUUCGUCGGCGUAGCUACUGGUGCUUGCCUCUUCUUGGCCGAUCUCGUUAGGCGAAUUGACUUGCCCAUCGCUAUUGAUUACAUCAGAGCUGAGUCUUACGGCUCUGGUACAGUAUCCAAUGGACUUCCCAGAAUAUCGUUUGACUUGAAGCUUGACAUCACGAACAAGCACGUUGUCUUGGUCGAGGACAUUGUAGAUACUGGCAAUACACUUAGCUGCCUGAUUGAGCACCUAAAAUUGAAAAAGGCAUCAUCUGUUUCGGUUUGUACUCUCCUUGACAAGCCAUCGAGAAGAAAGGUUCAUUUUAAGCUGGUUGGAAAUGGGAAAUUCUACAGUGGUUUUGAAUGUCCAGAUGAAUUUGUUGUGGGCUAUGGCAUGGACUUUGCAGAGCAAUACCGCAACCUAUCUUACAUUGGCGUAUUGAAGCCUGAAUAUUACAUGUAACAAUAUUACAUGAACUCAAAGUCAGUUCGUCUGGAAAGAAACCCAGACUUCAUAAAAUUACUGGGCAUCAUGAGAUCUUUUAUGACUUGCCCCUGUUUUAUUGGUCAAAGCAGUAAAACCAAAGUUCUACU
Molecule: messenger RNA, 748 nt
Organism: Arabidopsis arenosa
Lineage: Eukaryota; Viridiplantae; Streptophyta; Magnoliopsida; Brassicales; Brassicaceae
Source: the annotation of a GenBank genome assembly